Messenger RNA from Branchiostoma floridae (Florida lancelet), 3136 nucleotides. Its product is annotated as leucine-rich glioma-inactivated protein 1-like. NCBI's taxonomy places the organism in Eukaryota, Metazoa, Chordata, Leptocardii, Amphioxiformes, Branchiostomatidae. Bases 399 to 2042 code for a protein of 547 amino acids. The record is from RefSeq and is a predicted model, not a curated record. The transcript is spliced from 13 exons. Gene Ontology annotation, molecular function: protein binding.
GAUCAUUGCAGGGAAAGUUGCGCGCUAAUGGCAGUAUCUGGAAUUGGCAUCAACGCUCAUCGAUCCGUGCCGGCUGUCGGCUCAACACCAGGCUUGGCAAAGCGAUUGAACACCUCUGCCUGUUAACAUGCCUCUUCCUGCCCUGCAGGAACCAACUGCUGUUUUCCGAGGGCUCUAAUUGAAUUUCCCGACCCGAACGCUGGGACCUUAGCUGGUGGAGACAUCGUGCAUUUGACUGAUGUUAUAACGCAGGCAGCAGAGCGCUGGGGAUUCUCGACCCAUCCAUGUGUGCGGCGUAACAACGUUCAUCAAACAGCUCUGCGUCAGCUAAAGCAUCCCGUUCUCUGACUCCACGAAGAACCCAUUGUCCUCGUUCCUAGACUGUUGUACGUGCGACCAUGGACACCAGGAGUACAGCACAUGUCUGCCUGGCGGCCUCACUUCUGACGGUAGCCUGCCUGCUGGUAGCCGGGACUGCCGUGCCCGCCUCCCACCCGGACUGCCCGGAGUCCUGUAACUGUACCGUGGACAAGGCCCUGUGCGUGAACACGCUGACUGUCCCGCGCAAAAUCCCCACAGAGGUUACGUCUCUAACAUUUAUUGAAGCCGAAUUCCACAAACUCGCCACAUCAUCAUUCUCCCAUCUCCGGACUGUCUACCUGCUUUUCUUCAAAUCCUGCACAUUUCAAAAGAUUGAAGAUGGGGCUUUUGACGGAAUGACGAGUCUUCGGUACCUGUUUAUCGAACUGAGCGAGAUAAAGUAUCUGUCAGAGCGGGCUUUCACCGGUUUGCCAUCGCUAAUGUACCUGUCGCUGGCGUACAAUGAUCUCUCUGGUCUUCCUGUUGGCCUGCUGAACGGUCUUGGUUCACUAAUCUAUCUGGAUGUGUCCCAUAACCCGCUGGUGUGUGACUGCCGACUGAAGUGGCUGGUAGACAAGCUCCUGUCAGAGGAGUACUUCUCCCCACCGUUCAAGUGCGCCGGUCCAGCGGAGCUCCAGGACAGACUGUCCUCCAAACUCACUCAGGACGACUUCGACUGCAUCAAACCAGAGUUUCACGCCUUCCAGUCGAUGGACGCAGUGUCCAUGCGGGUUGAUAUCUACAAGAAGAAGACUACAAACGAGCGGAAUAUUGUGGUGGCCGAACCAGAAGCUGGCGUCUGCAGCAUCCUCACCUGGGAUCACGUGGAGUUCACUUUUAAAGUAUAUAAUAACAUCACAGCCCCGUCAGUGGUGGCGUGCACGCCCGUGCAAAUGGAGACAGACCUGUUCAUACUGGCUGCACAACUUUACGGGGGGACCAGGGUGUUUCAGUUCGACAGCACCAGAGACAACUUCGUGUUGUUCCAGACCAUCGACACGGUGAAGCCGAGUGACGUGGAGACGUUCAGCAUUGACGGGACGUAUUACGUGGCGAUAGCGGACGGUGCCAAGGGAGGAACCAGCGCCGUGUACUCCUGGGACGGAAACCAGUUCACUCUGGUGCAGGAGCUUGCCAACUUGUACCGUGAGGCUGACUUCGAGUUCUUCCAAGUCGAUACCCAGCCUUACCUGAUCAUGCUGAGCAGCGGGCGGCACCCCGCCCUCUACAAGUGGUCCCGCGGAGACAGGCAGUUCAUAUUCGAGGCCGACAUUCCUUUUGAGGAGCCAGUAGCAGCGCACAGCUUCGUUCUUGACGAUGAUGUUUACCUCUGCCUUACACAAUUCAUCGGAGAAUCCAAGCUGCUUCGUUGGAACACCUCCACAUCCGGGUUCCAGGAGUACCAGGUGUUCAAGUCUCGGGGGGCCAUGGUGCUUCAGCCGCUUCAGGUGAAGGAGGAGUAUUACCUGGUACUGGGCAGUGACUACGUCCUGACUGAAGUCUACAGGUGGAGCCCGGAAGACACGAAGUUCAUCAAAAGCCAGGAUAUUGAACUGAAGACCCCUCGAGACUUCAAAGUGGUGACCGUGACCCCGGAGAAAGAGGACAGUUUCCUGUUCGUGGCCAGCUUCAGUGAGCAGACCGAGAUCUUCAGGCACGUUCUGGUGGACCUGAGCCAGUAGUACAGACGUCCUUAUAAGUACUAACCGUGCACACCCAUGUAACAUAUUUAGUAACAUAACGUCUGUAGCGUAACGGUAAAGUUUGUUCUCAGCUCCUGUGGAAUGGGCCCUGAUUCCUGAAGGAUUAUCCUCAAAAGCUAUUUUCUAGCUCCCUGGGGACAAAUGUUGAUGACCCAUCCACGGCUGAUAUGCAGCAUGCUGUGACGUCACUGUGCGAUGGGUUAUGGGUAUAUGUACUAUUAAUAUUGAUAACCUGGACAAUUUUACAACCGAUGAUGCAGGAAACCAUACUCUGUGUCGUGAGUUCAGGAUGUGACGCAAAAUGUGAAUAAGAAGUCGUCGUAUGAAAGUAACAGCAACAUUAAUACUAGUUUCCAUACAUAAUCAUUGCAAAGCGCCACAUCAUAGUCUAUAACUAAAGCGUUCGGGGAAGACACUAUAGGGGUGACUUGUGUAACUGUAAGACAGUAGAUCCUUGUAGUGGACAGUCAUCUUUAUAGACUAAUUGUGUUUGAACCUUUAUUUAUUCAUGAAAGCUCAAAUCGGACAGUAUGUUGAUUUGCAGCCAGGCUUUAUCGGAAGGAAAUGUCGCAUUGCAUUAACGCGUCAAUAAUAUUAGAGUAUUAGUAUAUACAUAUAUAACGUUAGAUUUAUGUUUAACACAUUUGUAUGGUGAAUAUUGCACUGGUUGUAUCCUUGUGAAUCCUAAUAGGUUGUUAUGAUACGUCAUUUACUACUUGAAUGUUACAAGUAGUAAGUUGUAGAAAUACAUAAUUCGAUUAAAUCAAUUAUUAUUGUUCGUUCUCCGUGCACAUGUCUGUAUUUAUUUAUUUAUUUAUUGGAAUAACCUCUGAAUAGGGAGAGAAAGAAUGAACUUUUUGUCAUGAAGUUUAAGCGACACAUAAUAAAGAGUUGUCAUCCGUAAGAUUCUGUUGCGCCGAAAUGCUACAGAAAAUCGGUUCCACUCCCGUCCAUGUGAUUUUUUUUCAUUCGUUUUUUUUUUCACUUUAAACAUCCACAAAGCUCGACAUCGAUACAUCCAACACUUUCGUCUUGCGAAACGGAGGUAGAUAUUUCUUUUAAUUCUUUAUAAU